Messenger RNA from Scomber japonicus (chub mackerel), 1851 nucleotides. It is a transcript of the gene tmem167b, whose product is annotated as transmembrane protein 167B. The transcript is spliced from 3 exons. The record is from RefSeq and is a predicted model, not a curated record. The coding region runs from base 118 to 342 and encodes 74 amino acids. NCBI's taxonomy places the organism in Eukaryota, Metazoa, Chordata, Actinopteri, Scombriformes, Scombridae.
GUCAACCGAAUGACUGCGAAGCAGACUGCAUUACAUCUUCACUUUGCAACACAUGAUGGACUGCUAAACUAAAGGAAGACACAGUGAUAUAACAUCGUCAAAGAGCAAACUGCCAACAUGACAAAUGUGUACUCCUUCGAUGGCAUCCUGGUGUUUGGGCUGUUGUUCAUAUGCACGUGUGCGUACCUCAAAAAGGUGCCUCGCCUCAACAGCUGGCUGCUGUCGGAGAAGAAAGGAGUGUGGGGAGUCUUCUAUAAAGCUGCUGUGAUUGGGACGCGGCUCCACAUCGCUGUUGCGGCUUCCUGCCUGGUCAUGGCUUUCUACGUGAUCUUCCUGAAAUGAUAGAAUUAAACUGGAAUAGAAAGGACUGGAUGGGUGCGGGCUGGGGAUGGACUCAUCUCAGUGGUCAUAUCAUAAACCUUGUUUAGGGACACCUCUUGGAUUAUGUGACCCAUGAAGCCCCAUUGCCCGUGGACCUAUGUAAAAGACAAGUCAGUGCUGCCCCCUUCUGGUGAAUGGGUAUAACUCCUCCCUUAAUGUGUGUGCACUACACUACAGACAUGAAGACAUGAAGAGCAUCCUGAAUCUACUCCACAGUUAUUACAGAGGAGAGAGCCUGAUGGGUCACAUGGUAUCAUUCUGUUGUUGGGUAAUACUGUUUAUUGUCUUAAUCCACACCCUGUAAUUAUUUAUACUGAAGGAUGCACAAUAUGGAAGGGCAGUGUGUGAAAGGUGUAAUGUUUUACAUAAUACCUGUAUACAACCUAAAAUUAGCCUAGCUGUAUAUAUUUGGAAGAAAAUAUGACCAAUAAAGAUUUUCCAGAGGUUGUGUGUGAUCAAAGUGAAAAUAAUCACUUCUGCUUGCUCCCAGCUAUGCUGUCUUCUUUCAAGGGGUGGAUGGGUAGAUAAACAAAGCUAAUAUAUAAAGGUGUUUAUGUGUACGCUAUAUUUUACUCUUUAAAAAAAGCUUUUCUCACAGGGAGCAGUCUGUAAGAUUUAGUGGCAUCUGGUGGGUGAACUUAGCAGAAAUGGAAUAUUAUAUUAAGUAUGUUUUCAGUAGUGUAAUGAAAAUGAGAAUUGUGUUCUAGUUACCUUGGAAUAAUCCUUUUAUAUCUACAUAUAUAGCGGGGUCCUUUCCACAGAGAUUGUCAUGUUAAACUGCCGUUUUUCUACAUUAGGCCAGAACAGAUGUACCAAACACUGUCUCCAGAGAGGACCUUUUGUGUUUUUCAUGAGUUUGGAGGCUUGGAAGGGGAGUGUGAGAAGAGGGCUAUUCAGUUGGUUGCAGUCUGCAACAUCACUGCUAGAUUUUACUAAAUCCUACACAAUCACCCUUAAAAGGAUGAGUAAAUUAACUACAUCAUUGCAUUAGAAUUACUGACAUUACGUGCUGAAAGUCAAUACUCUUGCAAUCUGCAAUGUCACCCCUAGAUGCCACUAAAUCAUAGACACUGAUCUGUAAACAGUUCUGUUGGGUAUCUGAUUUUUUUUUUCCAUGUUUGAAACACAUUUUUGCACAGAUGUUUACUCUGACUCAAUGUAUCUAAUCUGGAUUAUAACAUUUUUGAUGUCGCAAAUUGUUACAAAUGGGCCUGUAGGUCAAUUAGAUAAAAUGUUUUAUCACAAUUGUAGUCACAGAAGAGUUAUAACUUAAAAAGAGGCAUUUCAACAUUGUGAACAUUGGAUAACUGUACCAGACUUGAGAUUUAAAGAGAUUUAAAUACAAUGCCAAAUAGUGAUGGUGCUUCUCAGGCCCUCUUCAUUAUAUCCUGUUAUUUCCAAGUUUAAUAAUGCCACCUUAUUUUUUAUUAUUGAAAGAAGAAAAUGUUUUAGGAGGGGUUGCAAUGCAAU